This is a messenger RNA of Cladocopium goreaui, 1323 nucleotides long. The record is from the annotation of a GenBank genome assembly. NCBI's taxonomy places the organism in Eukaryota, Dinophyceae, Suessiales, Symbiodiniaceae.
AUGUCGCGGGACGCCAAGAAACAGGCGCCCUUGCCGUACGAGGACUGGUGGCAGACGGUGGGCCGCCGAACGCUCCGACGUCGGAGAGAAGUGGUCUUCCAAACGGGCAGAGCGCCCAUCAAUCUUCCGCCACACCCAGCACGUUUGGAGCUGAUUCGUGACGUGGCUCCCUUUUCCGAAGACUUCAGCGGCACCAGCACAGCACAGCUGUUAACACAUACGGCGCCAGCGGGGUUCUUUGGAGCCAAGACCGGAGUUCAGGGCCGUCACAUACAAAAAUCAUCGUUGCCGCGGUCUUUUUCUGGGGAGUGCUGUCAAGUGAUCAAUGACCAAGCACCCAUCGAGUUCUUUGAUUCUUUGGCCGUGUACCGGAGCUGUCCUCUGUUCCAGCGAUGUUCUCCCGGCUUCAUCCAAAAGUUGAUGUCGGUCGGGGGAAAGAGCGCAUGCCAUGGGAAGAUCUUCGAGUGUGGCUCGACCAUCUACCCGGAAGGGCAGAGAGGCAGCUGCAUGUACCUCAUCGUGCGGGGGACGAUUGCCUUAGUCCCAGCUUCCAAGCUCCUGGGACCAGGUGACUGCAUUGGUGUUGCGCAAGGCUUGGGUGUCGUGGCAGAACGCCAAGAGACGGCCAUCGCAGAAACCUCCGUGCAUGUCCUGGAGAUCACUCUGUCGGCUCUUACAACCAUUUUCACGGAGAAAGAGGAAUUUCACUCUUCGACCUGUUUUGGUGGAGAGUCCUGGGGUAACUACUACAUCCACGAGCGUCGCUUGUUCGAGUUGGAGGCGCGUCGCCUGCGGGUGGAAAAGGCCGCGAAGACGCGGCGGAUGAAACGCGAGGCCACGGACACCACGAAGGCGACAAAGACUUUGAAGAGACCUACCGUGCAAUUGAAAAAGCAUCACGCUGAAGAAUCGGAUCCCGUGCCAGAGCUCCGGCCUCCAGCCAAUCCGCCGCAUAUUAGCUGCCUACAGCAUCCCAGGCAAUGGCGGCAACAAGUGCAGAAGUUGCAGCGGGAGUUGAUCGAUGGUGACUUCAGUGAAUUCGGUCGUGCUCGACGUGAAGCCUUUCUGCAAAGUUUGUCCGCAAGCCUCACUCAGGACUUUAACAGCGGCUACCAGCAGCCCUUGGAUUCGCCCUUCCGGGCUGCCAUGGAGGACAGACACACGCCUCAGCUCGAGGAGGAAAUCGAAGAAGUCACUUCCGGGAUGUUGGAGCUUUCCCUGUUGCCAGGUUUUCCAGAGAUGAGUUGCAAGCAGAAGGUGGACCUCUUCCAGCAUAUGAAUGCUCAAAACAAGGCGCAUGCAUCGUCGCCGGCACGACGAUGA